ACAACUUCACAUUUUGUUCGAACCUCACAAUCUCAUUGGUUCACAAACAAUCUCACAUGAUCAGCUGGUCAGUCAACAACUAAAUAUUAGUGACGAUCAUAAUAUACAUUUGAGACGGUACCAUCCGUCACUAAAAACUCAAUAAAACAAUAUGGAGGCAUAUCCAAUGCCAAACAUCUUCGGCCUCUCCUCAACGAUAAACCCAAUCCCUAAAUCCCCUCACCUCCACAUACCAACAAUAAUAACAACCCCCACAUCUUCUUCCUCAUCACUCACUCCAACAAAAAACCUGCAACUCUAAAUCUUCCAACAAUGGCGUCUGCACCAUCACCAGCCUCUCUCUCCUUCCUCCCCACCAUCUCCUCCUCCUCCACCACCACUUCCCGUACCCCCACCGUCCGCCUCCACUCUCGCUUCCUCCGAUCUCCACUCCGUGGCCUAGGGUUUGCUGCCGCUGAUACGGCUUUCUCCGCACACGUGGCGUCGAAGCUCCGAUCGUGCUCCACUUCUGUGAAGCCUAUCUCGCGCGGUGUUUUUGCGGCGAAGAAGAGUGUUGGUGACCUGUCUCCGGCGGAGUUGAAGGGGAAGAAGGUGUUUGUACGGGCGGAUUUGAAUGUGCCGUUGGAUGAUAACCAGAAUAUUACUGAUGAUACGAGAAUUAGAGCUGCGGUUCCUACUAUUAAGCAUCUGAUUAGUAAUGGUGCUAAAGUUAUUCUUUCUAGUCAUCUGGGUAGACCAAAGGGUGUUACUCCCAAGUACAGCCUGGCUCCUCUCGUUCCCAGACUAACCGAACUCAUCGGUGUUGAGGUUGUUAAGGCUGAUGACUGUAUUGGUCCAGACGUUGAAAAGCUGGUGGCUUCACUUCCUGAUGGUGGUGUUCUUCUCCUUGAAAACGUGCGGUUCUACAAAGAGGAAGAAAAGAACGAUCCUGGGUUUGCAGAAAAGCUUGCAUCACUCGCAGAUCUUUACGUCAAUGAUGCUUUCGGAACCGCACACAGAGCCCAUGCCUCCACUGAGGGAGUCACAAAAUUCUUAAAACCAUCUGUUGCCGGUUUCCUUUUGCAAAAGGAAUUGGAUUACCUUGAUGGAGCCGUUUCGAACCCAAAGAGGCCGUUUGCCGCCAUUGUUGGUGGUUCAAAGGUGUCAUCCAAGAUCGGUGUUAUCGAAUCCCUUUUGGAAAAGUGUGACAUUUUGCUUUUGGGUGGUGGUAUGAUUUUCACAUUUUACAAGGCACAAGGUUUAUCCGUCGGAUCUUCGUUGGUCGAAGAAGACAAACUUGAUCUUGCAACCACACUCCUUGCAAAGGCCAAAGCAAAAGGUGUAUCGCUGUUGUUACCAACCGAUGUGGUGGUCGCAGAUAAGUUUGCACCGGAUGCAAACAGCAAGGUUGUGCCGGCAGCUGCUAUCCCAGAUGGAUGGAUGGGAUUAGAUAUCGGUCCGGAUUCCGUCAAGACAUUUAAUGAAGCUUUGGAGACCACCAAAACUGUCAUCUGGAACGGACCAAUGGGAGUGUUUGAGUUUGACAAAUUCGCAGUUGGAACUGAGGCGGUUGCAAAGAAGCUAGCUGAACUUAGCGGAAAGGGGGUGACUACAAUCAUCGGAGGUGGUGAUUCCGUGGCAGCAGUAGAGAAGGUUGGAGUGGCGGAUGUGAUGAGUCACAUCUCAACGGGUGGUGGGGCAAGUUUGGAGUUAUUGGAAGGCAAGGUUCUCCCGGGUGUCGAUGCUCUUGAUGAAGCGGUCGCAACUGUCUCUGCGUAAGACGUAGUUCUAAAUCGUGAUUUGAUAUUUUUUUUAAUGUUAACUCACCAUGCUGAUGGUUAAGUGAGUCUGUAAACAAGAAGACGAGUUUGUUGUAGAUGUUUCAUCAUAAAUUUAAGGUCCUGUUGUUGUGUACCCAAGAACAAAGGGCGUUUCAAGAUCUUAAUAUAUUGGUUUUUCGGAAUGAAUUAAAAUAUCUGAUGAAUUA
This is a messenger RNA of Helianthus annuus (common sunflower), 1966 nucleotides long. RefSeq names its product phosphoglycerate kinase 3, cytosolic. The record is from RefSeq and is a predicted model, not a curated record. Bases 313 to 1758 code for a protein of 481 amino acids. Gene Ontology annotation, molecular function: phosphoglycerate kinase activity; ADP binding; ATP binding. NCBI's taxonomy places the organism in Eukaryota, Viridiplantae, Streptophyta, Magnoliopsida, Asterales, Asteraceae. Gene Ontology annotation, biological process: gluconeogenesis; glycolytic process. The transcript has 6 exons. Gene Ontology annotation, cellular component: cytosol.